Messenger RNA from Peniophora sp. CBMAI 1063, 1794 nucleotides. The record is from the annotation of a GenBank genome assembly. Lineage: Eukaryota; Fungi; Basidiomycota; Agaricomycetes; Russulales; Peniophoraceae.
AUGUUUGAUGACGAUGCGCCAAACGCGGUCGAAGUUGAUACAGGCUCCUAUACGGAUUUAUCCACUAUAUCGAGGCUCCCCGAGGACGUGAUGCGCGAGAUCUUCUACGCCGUCGCGUCACUCGAACCUACCCCAGGGACACUGUUGUUUGAUGGCGUCGCAUGCGAAUCCGCUCGUACUUCUGGCUUACAAUGGAUGAGAUUGACGCACGUCUGUCGGAGCUGGAGGACGAUCAUACUCCGCAUGGCCGACCUGUGGGGCAGAGUUGCUUUCACUCUCCCGUACGAUACAGCCCUGCCUACACUGCUCGACCGCGCGCGGGACGCAGAUCUUGAUAUCGUCUCGAAGCUCCACCAACAAGACAUGGAAAUGAUACAACAUGAAGCAGACCAUUUACCGAGCGCACGAUCCUUGUUGAUCGCCAGUCGCCCGGACCGCCGUCUGCUAGAGUACUUGACGCAGAACGCCAUGCCCCGGCUUCGCUAUCUGGGUUUACGGGUCGAUCUUAACGAUAAACUUACUGUUGGAGCGCCACUCCUGUCAGAGCGCAUGGUAGAAGACAUCGUUGUGGACGCCCCCCGGCUUGCGACGCUGUCGCUUGACCUCUGGCGGUUCCGUGUGCAUCCGGAACCUCCCAUAGCUAUGCCCGGGCCCAGCCUGCGCUUUACCACCGAUUGCCUUCGAGCGCUCAUGGUCCGCGUGAGCGAUUACACUAUCUCGCAUGUCCACACGUUAGAGUGGAUCGUCGCGCUGCUACGCACCUCACCUCGUCUCGAGUCCUUCGCCCUGUCACUCUCCGGCCAACGCGCGGAACUCGAUUGGGACGCGGUGCUGAAGGAACCGGCACAGCUCUCGCAACUCAGGCGCUUCACCCUCGAGGACAGCUCUGGGUCGUAUGGCCCAGAUAUAAUCGCUCGCCUAUGUCCCUCGCCUCCGGCAUUCUUCUGUGCGUCGUUCGGCACUUUCCGCGGCAUCUCACCGAUGGCCGACAUAGGACCAGAACACCUACUCGAGCGUGCGAGCAACUUCGCCCGUCGCUAUGGAGGUUAUCUCUGCCGCGACAAUCACCGCGCCUUGCGAGUUCAGAUGCCGAAUAAUCCCAGGUUGCUCACUGUAGAGUCUUUCCCGACGAUGCACGACCCUGUCACCUUUGCUCCACGACAGAAACUCACCAGAGGCGUGGAUCCGCUGUCGACUUUCGCCGAGCUCACGGACAGCACCGUGCUUCACGUUGCAACAGGAUUCACCGAGCUUCCGAACCGACACGAGUGGUUCGGUGAGCUCGCGGAUCACAUUCAAGAGAAGGGCAAGGUCGAGCAGAUGUAUCUGCAGCUCGACCCCACUGGCUCCGGUGGAAGGGUGGACAUAUGCCGCGAGCGGUUGUUGCGGCCAAUGACCAGACUUCAUACGCUGUACCUCAUGAGUGAGAGACCUUUUGACGCGUAUGAGUAUGGGGACGCGUAUUGGAAGGAUAUAUCUCAGCUCCUCUGCGACGUGGCCCCGGACAACCCUGUUCUGUCGGCGCUUCAUACGUUACUCGUCAGCGUGGAGAUGCACCGUGUUGAUGAUGCGGACCAGCAUCCGGGGGAGCUGUUGGAUAUGUGGUUUAGCUCUCUCGCGAACCUCCUGGCUCGGAGACGUGCGGGAGGCGGCCCCAUACAGAUGCUACGCGUCGUUGGGUCGUGGGAGUCCGAAGAGCUCAGGCGGAGUAUGGCGCUAAAGACCGAAGGCCACCUGGCUCAGGUGGCCAAGUUCGUAAAAGAAGUCACGGAUGAACGAACGGUACUGUCAUAA